Cladophialophora immunda is the source of this 2958-nucleotide messenger RNA. RefSeq lists its product as uncharacterized. The record is from RefSeq and is a predicted model, not a curated record. Gene Ontology annotation, molecular function: transcription coregulator activity. Gene Ontology annotation, biological process: chromatin remodeling; regulation of transcription by RNA polymerase II. The transcript is spliced from 4 exons. Bases 122 to 2332 code for a protein of 736 amino acids. Gene Ontology annotation, cellular component: nuclear chromosome; nucleus; SWI/SNF complex. Lineage: Eukaryota; Fungi; Ascomycota; Eurotiomycetes; Chaetothyriales; Herpotrichiellaceae.
ACCAGACCCCCAUACUUGCUCUUGAGCGCAUCGACUCCAGCUCCGCCGCAUCUGAUACGCGUCCAAUCCCUGUGGGCCCUUCACUCUGUGUUUUUUGCUGUUCCUUUCGUGAGAUGUCGACAUGAGCGAUACCCCAGACGGUGGAAAUGCGGUCGCCGCGCCUGCUGAACCGGCCCCCUCAGCACCCAGCACCGAAGAGUCGAUCGCGCAAGGCAAAGAGAGGGCAAAAGAGAUCCUCGCCGCGUCUGGCAUUGACGUCGUGAGGAAAGAUUCGUCGACCGAGGCCAAUGGCCACGAUGGCAGCCCCAACGCCAAUCGAAAGCGCAAGCGCGAAACCCCGAUAGAUCGUAUCCAAGCAGCUGUCUAUGUCGACCAUGAGUACCACUACAAGGCCCUCUACGCAGAACAGCUAGCCCAUCCAUUGCUCUCACUAGAGAAAAAACAAGAACUAGCGUUGUAUCAGAGCCUCCGACAACGUCGGGACCAUGACCCUGGCUCUGUCUUUGGGUACGGCUACGCGGGGUAUGGCAAUCCCAGGACAGACGAAAAGAAUCUCCGCGAUCCCAUAGUAUAUCCACGUCAAAGAAGACCCGGCAAGAAAAAGACCUUACCACCUCGAGUGUCACGGAAAGAGCUCAGCAUCCAAGCGGAACAAAGCGAAGAGCUGGUGCCCAUCCGGCUUGACAUCGACUGGGGCAAAAUCAAAUUGCGGGAUACCUUCACCUGGAACCUCCACGACCGAACGACCUCCGUUGACUAUUUCGCCGAGAAGUUGGUCGAAGACUUCGGCCUCGAAGUUCAGAACUGUCGGCCCCUCGUUCAAGCGGUCGCAACCCAUAUGCGCGAGCAGAUAAUCGACUAUUGUCCUCAGAUCUAUGCAGAUGACGAGUCGUGGGAGCCGUCCCUGCCAUACUUUGCCUAUAAAAAUGAUGAAAUGCGUAUUUUGGUCAAGCUCAACAUCACUAUAGGCCAAAACACACUCAUCGACCAGUUCGAGUGGGAAAUCAACAAUCCAUUCAACUCUCCCGAAGAGUUUGCACGGCAAAUGACGACCGAUUUAUCCCUAGCUGGAGAGUUCACCACUGCGAUUGCACACUCCAUACGUGAGCAAUGUCAAUUGUUUUCGAAAUCCUUACACAUUACGGGACACCCAUUCGAUGGCCGGCUGAUAGAAGAUCCGGACCUGAGAGAAAACCUCUUGCCAUCACCUUUCCCAACCACGUUUCGUCCUUAUCAAGCAGCCAAGGACUAUGGACCAUAUCUGUACGAACUCAACGAAGCGGACCUGGAGCGGACUGAGCUCUCCAUAUCUCGUGAACAGAGGCGGCAGAAACGUUCAACGAAUCGUCGUGGGGGUCCUGCUUUACCAGAUCUCAAGGACCGCCAACGCACAAUCCGGUCGCUUAUUGUUUCAUCUGUCAUUCCCGGGGCUGCUCUGAGCAUGGAGGAGAGUCGAAUAUUCAGAAUUACCAAGGCGAGCCGGAAGUCAGCACGCGGGCAGCGAGACGGGUUCGAAGAUUCCGACGAAUCAGAUAGUGAAGAUUCGGCACCUGAUUCACCAGCUAUUCCGACUCACUUGUUACAACAAGGCACUGCCCGUACUAGAGGUAUUAGGAAUGCCGCGCUGUCGGCCACCGCUGGCAUCAGAUCGAAUCUGAGCGGCUUUGCAUCGGUGAGAUCUGCAACACCGGAGUCGAUUGCGCCUACACAUCACGAUGGCCGAGCUUCUGCUAGGAAGAGGGACUACAAGGAAGAGAGCGACGAAGAAUCUACUUCGGGCAAACUGAUUGUGGUAUUGAAAGUGGGAAAAGCUAAGCUUCGAGAGUGGAUGCGAUCCCAACGAGCCAAGGACAGGGCGGCUCAUGUCUCUAAUAUGUCGAAUCAAGGCAGCCCACGACCUGGCAGCCACUCCCGAUCUGUUUCCGCAGCUCCGUUGAAUCUCGCAGGCAUGCCGCCUCCGCCAUCACCAGUCCCAGCAGCUGCAGAUAUCCCAGGUGCCGUUGAUGCAACGCCGAGUCCGAUCAAUCCUCCCCCCCCGCCGCCUGACUGGCUUCUUCGAGAUCUAGAACGAUUGCGGAAGACGUACCCCAAUGACCGCUUCGAGGCUCUCAUGAAGCACACAGCGAUUGACCCAAAGACUCAGAAGCUUGUUGCCCCCAACGAGACGAAUCACUCUUUUCCGCAUAAAUACGUCCCACGUAUCAGAUGCUCUGACUGUCUUGGCAAAGUCUACCUACCUGGCGAAGGUCUCAGCGCUACAAAUUUUGAGUCUCAUCUCAAGAACCGCAUCCACAGAUCCAAUGUGGACGAUCGGCUAGCGAAGGGAUCAUGAUCUACUCACAACAUUUAUUAUUGCAUCACACGCGGCUUCAAAUGGUCCAACCCUGACACAUCAUAUCUAAGUGCACCCAAACCUAAGCACUCUACGAAACUUUCCCUGCUACGAGGCUGAGGUCACGUGGAGCACGUCACUCCCUUUUGGUUACACACAUUCUGUUCGUUGGACGCUUCCUCGAAGUCGAGGAAUUCAACACCGAGGAAGCAGUACACAGAAACGAGGGUGAUGCUUCGAGGCAGCACCACAUUGCCAUGCUGUUAAGAUUUUGAUCAGAGGUCUGCAGACUGCAUCCUCAUACUGAUCGGAAAUAGCCGGCGCAUCCCUGUUAAAGUGAUACCUGAGGCUGACUGGGCGCGGGAAGACCAUUGUCGGAACUAGGGACAAAGAAACGAAGCUACGCGAUGAUAGAGACUUUGUGAAGCAAGCCGUUGGAUGUGCAUUCAAAGACAUUCCAUAAGUUACUUCUGUUCUGUCCUGCGAUAUGCGCGGCGAGAGUGCAGCGGUACUGUAGAUUUAGAGAAACCUUGGAUGCUGUUUCUCAACGGGCUGCCUUAUCAAUUUGAAUACUUCGAAUUAUAGAAAAUCGUUCUGUCACUGACUAUAGCUGUCGUGGAAGGAAG